Messenger RNA from Scleropages formosus (Asian bonytongue), 2699 nucleotides. It is a transcript of the gene zbtb22b, whose product is annotated as zinc finger and BTB domain containing 22b. The record is from RefSeq and is a predicted model, not a curated record. The transcript has 4 exons. Gene Ontology annotation, biological process: regulation of transcription by RNA polymerase II. Bases 163 to 2214 code for a protein of 683 amino acids. NCBI's taxonomy places the organism in Eukaryota, Metazoa, Chordata, Actinopteri, Osteoglossiformes, Osteoglossidae. Gene Ontology annotation, molecular function: DNA-binding transcription factor activity, RNA polymerase II-specific; protein binding; RNA polymerase II cis-regulatory region sequence-specific DNA binding.
GCGGCUGUCUGGACACAUAAUGGGAGACAGACUUGAAACCACUUUAAACUGACGAGAAGUAAAGAAAAAAUACAACAAUAAAGCAGAAAACACUAAGUUUCGGGGGGGCUUGGACACCGGGGGAUUCGGACCCCAGACAGUCACGUCCAUACUGCAACCCUAAUGUCUGUGUCGGUGGAGCAAGGCUGCAGUAGCAGCAGUGUCUCUAGCGCCCCCGCUGGCUCGGUGGUGCAGGUGUCUUUUCCCAGCGUACGCACGGCUGUGCUGGAAAGUCUGAACCGGCAGCGUGAGGAGGGACAGCUGUGUGACCUGUCCAUCCAGGUGCAGGGCCAGGUUUUCCGGGCACACAGAUGUGUGCUGGCUGCUUCGUCACCCUACUUUCAUGACCAGGUGCUGCUGAAGAACAUGUCCACUGUGUCCAUCCCAGCCGUCAUGGACCCCCUGGCCUUUGAGAGUGUUCUAAGCUGUGCCUACACUGGUCAGCUGCGCAUGCUACGAGAGGACAUCGUCAACUACCUCACCGUGGGGAGUGUGCUGCAGAUGUGGCACAUCGUGGACAAGUGCACCGAGCUCCUUAAGGAAGGACGGGGAGGGACUACUGGAACACAGGGUGGAGGUGCUCAGGGCAAUCCCAGGUGCAGCAGCAGCAGUGGGCGAGAGCCGGGGACAGGAGCCCAGUCCGGUGAAGUCCACUCUGAAGUCCUGCCCCCCAGCCGCCCCGCUCUGAAUGAGAGCCAGUCCCCCAGCAGCACCAACUACUUCAGCCCCAGAGAGGCAGGCUUGGGUGGGGGAAUGGCCACCACUGGCAUGUCAGGAGAUGGGGCCACAAACUCCACCUCCAGUUACUGCACUCCAUCUGGGGGUGAUGAGGGGUUCCUGAUUGAAGAAGACGAGGAGGAUGAGGAGCUCAUGUACACCAGGAAGCAGGAGAGAGGAAGCGGAAGAAGGAAGAAGAACACCUCUGUCUCUGAUCAGGAGGCAGGGGUUAGUGACAGUUUUGGUGUGUCUUCCUUCCAAGAUGGUGAUCCCCCUCCUCCACAGAAGCGGCCCACCUAUAGCCAGCCCAGCAUCAUGCCCCGCAAGCAAUGGGUAGUGGUGAAAACAGAGAGGCCCCAGGAUGACGAACUGAUCGUGGUAUCUGGGGAGGAGGGGGGUGAGGAGGAGGAAGAGAGGGAGAUGGAGCUGGAGAGAGAGAGCGAGAGGGAAAGGACAUUCAAUAUAUCUGAUGUAAGGACCCUCUCUGGGGACAUCAGUGCCAGAGCUGAUGCUGAAAUGGAGGCACAGGUAGAUUACUGCCAGUCCUCUGAAGACUACCUCAAGUUUGACAGUGAUCUCAUGGACCAGACAACCUCACAGCACUCUCACAAUAGUUCUGGUAGCUCCAGUAGCAGCAGGGCCGUGUCUGCUUUACUGGGGUCAGUUCAGUCUGGUGCCACAAGAGCACAGCUUUUCCCUAUAGACAUGCAAGGAAAUCAAAUCCUGCUAUACAGCCAAGGCCCUCUGGACCCUUCUAAUCCAAUUACAGCUGGAAGUGGAGCAUCACUGAAAGGCACAGGUCUGGAGCAUGGAGCUGUGCAUCUGUCAGGGCACGGUGGCCUGGAUGGUAUGGAGGGGCCCGGAGGCGCAAACUCCGGCAAGGUGUUCAUGUGCCACUGUGGGAAGACCUUCACACACAAGAGCAUGCGGGACCGGCACAUAAACAUGCACCUUGACCUCCGACCCUUUCAUUGUCCAGUCUGUGCCAAGAAGUUCAAAAUGAAGCAUCACCUCACGGAGCACAUGAAGACACACACGGGCCUCAAGCCUUACGAUUGCCACAGCUGCGGUAAAAAGUUCAUGUGGCGUGACAGCUUCAUGAGACACCGGUCCCAUUGUGAGAGGCGGGGUGGGGCCAGCGAUGGUGCGGGUGGGGUGGAAGGAGCUGCUGUCAUAUCCCCACCUCUCCAUCAUGCCAACAGCGAGAUUGGCCAGAGGAUUCCCUCUGGAGGAAUUGGUGGUAGAGGUGGGAUAUCUGUCUUGUCCCCACACCAUUCCAGUGGAAGUAGCAGCAGUGUGUCCUGUCUGACUAUGGCUGGACCAGGGUCUCUGUUGGGGGUGUCCUCCCAGAGCACAGCACACGGUCUGGGUUCUGCUGUUUUCGGGCUGGGAGGUAGUCGAAGUGGCUGUGAGGAUGAGGUGUGUGAGGUGAGUGUGAGCGAGAGCAGUGUCACUUAAUUUUAACUAGGAAUGACAAUGAAAGGGUAAGGGUUAGGUUGUGUGUUGCACAACUUAUCUAUCUUUUUUAAUUUUAGUUCUGGUUUUAAGUACAUUCCUGCCUGUAUCACACACAAAGAAGUCUGGCUGUACAGUUUUGUGUCAUAACAGUACUGUUGUCUUGGAUUCUCAUUGCAUCUUGUCCAGUAGCAGGCAAAUGAACCAAAACCCAAUACACCCACCUUGGACUAAAGGACUAGCUGUCUUAUGUACGUCAACCAAAUGAUGCUUUGACUAGGGGCCGUGAGUGUGUGUACCCCUCUCAGUGCUGCCAGGCUUCACAGACAGACUUGCUUUCAGUGGAUCAGGAAACAUCCCACGACUCAAGGUUUUUAUCGAUUGUGGUGCCGUUCAGGAUGUGAUAUGUUGCUACAAGUUUCCCAAAGAUCUGUGUCCAGUUUCAGGGUACUGUACCACACAAGUAGUAUAUGAAUGAGUUUUUUUUU